Durusdinium trenchii is the source of this 561-nucleotide messenger RNA. The record is from the annotation of a GenBank genome assembly. NCBI's taxonomy places the organism in Eukaryota, Dinophyceae, Suessiales, Symbiodiniaceae.
AUGAGUUCCCCUUGCUCAGAGCCGUUGGUGUCUUCUUGGAGCUUAGGUUUGAACGGAACCUUCACAGCAGAUGGCACGCAAGUGAACGGCAAGCAGGUGUACAGCCAGGGCGACGGGAGUCUGGAGUGCUUGUGGUACCACAACGGGGCGUGGCGUGUUGGAAAGUACAACUGGCUUGCUAGCAAGGACUUAGGUCGCUGCCACGCCUUCGUGAAGACCGAGGCGGACUUGGGCGACCUCGGCGCGGACGAGACCUGGAUGAGCUGCCUCGGACCCGCCGGCGGCGACCCGGAUGGCCAGGAGAGCAGCUUAUUUCAGCCGCAGAUGAGUGCGAAGGCUGCGAAGAUGGCACUCGACAGCAUGAUGAAGCGUGGCAACAGCAAGAAGCUGACACCCACUGCUAGCAGCAACCGCCUCACCAACAUCCUCACUGACCAGUUCCUACAGCACAACAUCGAGCCCCCACCCAUGACGCCGCCGGGGAAGAACCGGGCCCGUUCCGGGACUGGAAGCAAAGACGAGGUCGCGUCCCGUGGCGCUUCGAAGGAGGGCGGUCUGUAG